Messenger RNA from Angiostrongylus costaricensis, 804 nucleotides. Lineage: Eukaryota; Metazoa; Nematoda; Chromadorea; Rhabditida; Metastrongylidae. The record is from the annotation of a GenBank genome assembly.
AUGGGAGCCGAACAAUCAGUGGAAAAUAAAGACCUACCAUUAGCGAAAGAAAAUGUACAAUCGGUGCAAUCGUCCUCUUCAGGCAAAAUGGCCGGAUCUCAUUCAACGGCUGGUGAAAAAUUAGACAUGACAACAAAUCGGAAGCCUGAUCAGAUCGCGGUAGCCAGUCAUCACGGGCACACCUCACCAUCUCCUAGUAGAAGCUACACGACCUCCACAACGCCGUCAGCAACACAAAACAGUUUCGAAGAAUGCCUAUAUCCCUUCCGAGAAAAGGUUAAACAUUUACCAACGUCUGUCCGUAAGGAAAAAUAUGAAGAAGAAAUAUAUCGACUUUUUCGAUCACCCCAUCCUUCACAUCUCGAACGACUCGCACCGGUUAAAGUUCAAAUUGAAAAGGCUGAUCUACUGGAUCGUAAACGAAACACAGUAGUAACAUGGAAUGAAUCACAAUUGACGUACGACAUCGGAAAGGGUGCACUUAUUCAAAGGGUGGUUGCUUUCGUUGGAAACUGGAAAAAAUCGUUCAAGCGAUGUAAUCGUUCGAAAGCGGAUCCGUGGCGACGUUACGGCGCAUUACGAAAAUUGCACGAGAUUGGCGGAAUAGGAUGUACUCCAUCAUCAAAUCAGGUUAGCUCUCAUGGACCACAAAAAUUUUAUCGAAUCGAAGCAGGAUCAACCCCACCACCUCCACCGUCUAUCCCACCCAUUACAACUGUAGAAGAGUACGGUGCUCUUGAAGAGUUACUAGCACCGAAACGGAAAAAAAGCAAAACUCGUAAAUCUGAAAAUAGUCACUAUUGA